Messenger RNA from Aegilops tauschii subsp. strangulata, 1111 nucleotides. Its product is annotated as peptidyl-prolyl cis-trans isomerase CYP23. The record is from RefSeq and is a predicted model, not a curated record. Gene Ontology annotation, molecular function: peptidyl-prolyl cis-trans isomerase activity. Lineage: Eukaryota; Viridiplantae; Streptophyta; Magnoliopsida; Poales; Poaceae. Gene Ontology annotation, biological process: protein peptidyl-prolyl isomerization.
AAUUUCAAUGUAAUCUGUGGCAAAAUAUCAAAGACCAAAGUAAACGGUGGCAAAUAAUCAAAUCGCCCCUCAGAAGGCGCUCUCCCCUCCUGCAGCUAAACCAGCGGACACCAAAAAAGAAAUGGAGGAGAAAAGAAAAAUGGCGGGUUUGUUCUGGCACAUCGCCGCCGCUCUGCUUUUCCUCGUCACGGCCGCUUCGACUGCCGGCGCUUCCACUUAUUACGCCUCGGAUCCCAACCUCGGAUCCGCCCGCGUCGUCUUCCAGUUAAAUCAUGGUGACAUUGAAUUCGGCUUCUUUCCUCAUGUUGCACCUAAGACAGUUGAACACAUUUUUAAACUUGUGCAGCUUGGAUGCUAUAAUACAAAUCACUUCUUCCGGGUUGACAAGGGUUUCGUUGCGCAAGUUGCCGAUGUCAUGGGAGGUAGAAAAGCCCCUAUGAAUAAAGAGCAGGAACAACAGGCAGAGAAAUCAAUUGUUGGUGAAUUUAGUACUGUCAAGCAUGUCAGAGGAAUUCUCUCAAUGGGAAGGUAUUCUGAUCCAGACACUGCCUCCUCUUCCUUUUCUAUCCUCCUUGGUGAUGCUCCCCACCUUGAUGGCCAGUAUGCUGUAUUUGGGAGGGUGACUAAGGGUGACGAUACAUUAAGAAAACUAGAGCGCCUGCCAACCCAUAAAGAAGGCAUUUUUGUAAUGCCAAUUGAGCGCAUUGAGAUUCUGUCGACAUACUAUUAUGAUAUUGAUGCAGAGAGUUGUGAAGCAGAGAAGUCUAUUCUUAAGAGGAGACUUUCUGAAUCAGCAUCAGAAGUUGAGAGAUGGAGACGAAAAUGCUUCGCAUGAUCCAGCGAUUGAGUUUUUUUUUUGCCUUUCGGCCUCACCGAGAAGACAUGCGUUUCAAAAGGACAUCCAUUACCUCUUCCAGGAUUUAGAGUGCAUGUGCAUUCCAAGAAGGGUCAGACUUGUACUAUGUCCAAAUGCGUUGUACUAUGUAAUUUUUCCAUGAGUUUGAUGUUACUGUGAUAGCCUGAUUGGGAUCUUUGUUUUUCGAGAAUACACCAAAGACGUACCUUAGCUGUAUAAAAGGAAGAAAGAUAUGUACAAAAGAGUACAUGUAAA